UUUGAAAUGUUCAUCCAGUGGGUCCUUCUGAUCUCCAGCGUUGCACUGAUUUCCUGCAAAGGGCUUCCGACGCGAAUCGUGGGAGGUGAAGCGGUGUCGAUCGCAUCGGUUCCUUGGCAGGCUUCCCUCCAGAAGUUUGGAGUUCAUUUCUGUGGUGCUGCCAUCUACAGUGAGGAUAUCGUCAUAACGGCAGCGCACUGUUUGAAAAAUAAAAAUGUUCGCAUCUAUUCCGUGAGAGUUGGCUCAUCGUACGCCUUCUCCGGAGGUCAGGUGGUGGGGGUAUCAAGGAUACUGUCGCACGAGGGUCACGACACAAGUAUGUCCUUCGAUAUAGCCCUCAUUCGACUUCAGACCAAGCUCACGAUGAACGACGGAGUUCGCCCCAUUCCUUUGGCCGAUACUUCCCCGAAUAUUGGAUCCCCUGCCUCGGUUUCGGGAUGGGGAGCUGUUGGAUUUAAGGAUCAAUUGUCAAACUCCUUACUUGCAGUAAAUGUGAACGUUGUGGAUCACAAGCAGUGUCGAAGAUCCUACGGCAGAGUCAUCACCCAGGACAUGAUCUGCGCCGCCGCCCCGGGAAAGGAUGCCUGCUCCGGGGACUCAGGAGGUCCUUUGGUGUCCGAUGGAAAGCUCGUUGGCAUUGUCUCCUUCGGAACGGGAUGUGCUCACCCAAAAUACCCCGGGGUCUAUGCCAAUGUGGCUGAGCUCAAGGCCUGGAUCUUGACCUCUAUUGAAAUACUUUAAUAACUUUGCUUAAAGAGCUUAAAUAAAGGAUGUUUAUAACGAACAAA
This is a messenger RNA of Drosophila biarmipes, 788 nucleotides long. Its product is annotated as trypsin delta. The transcript has a single exon. Gene Ontology annotation, molecular function: serine-type endopeptidase activity. Bases 7 to 741 code for a protein of 244 amino acids. The record is from RefSeq and is a predicted model, not a curated record. NCBI's taxonomy places the organism in Eukaryota, Metazoa, Arthropoda, Insecta, Diptera, Drosophilidae. Gene Ontology annotation, biological process: proteolysis.